UUGAAAUGUUUUGUUGAAUAAAGUCGAAGUAAAUAAAAUGUUUUAGAUUUGAAGUAAAAUGAAGGAUAUACUCUUCUUAUUAAAUAUAGUAUAUUUGGGAAAAGUCUCCUGUAUAUGUGAUUCAACGUCAUCUGAUGUCUGUAAGCUAAAUCAAAAUACAGAUUUGCCUUAUGUUUAUACGAGGCAUCCGUCGAUUGACUAUUCAUCACUGACUGAUGAUACAAAGUACUGUGACCUGCAUGCACUACAGCAUGGUACAUGGUACAGAAGUAGUUACAACCUCAUAACAGAAUGUGUAGAUCACAGAAAGUGUGGAACUAGUGACCCAAUAUGGUUGAAUGGAAGUUUACCAGCUGAUGCUGUUGGUACUGUGGAUGGAACAGGGUGCGUUAGAACAUUUGAUAGCUGCUGUGAGAGCACUCUGGGACUUAAAAUUAGAAACUGUACCUAUUAUAUGGUAUAUUGUUUCAUUGAUCUACAUUCGGCCUGUCACAGCAGAUACUGUCUAGAUACAGAUUUGAGUAUAGAGACAACAACAACAACAACAACAACAAUAACUACUACUACCACUACUACUACGACUACGGCACCUGCCACAACAGACAGUAGCAAAAAUGAAGGAAAUGUCGCUUCAGAUAACCCACAAACAUACAAAGGUGCAUUUAUUGCAGCAUUAGUACUGCUUGUGAUUGUUGUGAUUCCGAUUCUUGCUGUAGCAGCCUUUAAAGUUCACAAAGUUUGGCUAAACAAAAAGUCGCAAAUAAGUGCUUCAAUGGCGACAAUGGUAUCAGGGUCGAGCCAAGGUACAAUACAACAUGUGGACAAUAAAACAAGCGAUUUAAAUUACACCAGAAGUCAAAGUUCAAGAUCGAACGCGACAGUUAGUAUUAGUGGCAUACAACCUAAUGGCUUUCGUGGAUAAGAAUCAGUAAAUAUGAAAUCGGUUUGUUGGAGAUGAUGUAACGUGUGGACAGGGUAUGCUUACCUCCGUGUCUAAACGAUAGAAUUAUAUCGUCGCAUUUAAGACAUCAUUGCUCAUGUAUCUAUAAGAAUUAUUUGCACAUGAAAAAGCAUACUUAAAACUACUGCUGUUCUAUGCAUCCAUUUUCCCUUUGUGGGCUGAUACAGUUAUCUGUGUGCUAUAUAUAAACACAAGUUUUAAUGUAUGUACUAAAACUGAAGUGUAUACUGUAUGUUAUUAAAUUGUCGAUACCAGAUCGGACUGGCGUUUCUAUCGCAACAAACAACCCUGAUGUAUUAGAAUCGUUAUGAUUCCUUAUACUCUAGCUUUGUAAUAUCUCCAUAUUGAUACAACACAUCAUUGUCGUGAUUUACCUUGACACUGUAUGUACCUAAUACCGUAUGUAUAUGGCUAAAAAUGUAUAAUUACUAGGUA
Molecule: messenger RNA, 1396 nt
Organism: Mercenaria mercenaria
Lineage: Eukaryota; Metazoa; Mollusca; Bivalvia; Venerida; Veneridae
Exons: 8
Coding region: 59-922 (287 amino acids)
Source: RefSeq, a predicted model, not a curated record